AUGGGACGCAGGCCGAACCCUCUGAUACUCGAAUACUUCGAGCGUGGCCCCAAGCUGAACGACAACAGCAAUCGAUACCCCCAUACGUGCAAGCAAUGCGGAGAGAACUUCCCCAAGGGCCGUAUCGACAGUUUGACGACGCAUAUUACCAAAAGAUGUCCCGCCAUCUCUGACUCGGAACGUAUGCGAGCCUGCCUUGAACUUCAUGGCAUCACACAGGCGAGAACGGCGGCCGAACGACAUCAACAAGUGCAGGCGGCUCAGGCAGCAGCUCAGGCAAAUGGCCAGCAAGUUUCCCCUGGCUCUCUGCCCCAAGGUUGGAGUGCCCUCGAGACGCUGGCAGAGGCGUCUCGCCAGGUUGACCUGAACGAGAACAGCCGUGGAACCAAAACUGCAGCGGCCCAGGCACAAGCAAAUGGCGCCCAGCAGAACGGGGAGCGAUUCGAGCUACAAGAGCAGUAUACUCUCGACAACCCCCCCGCCAGCUAUGAGACAGCCCGAGCGCAGGCAAAUGGGAAGAAAGGUUCAGCCGCUUUCCAAACACCUCCACCGACCGCAACAGAACUAUCCCCCGAAGAAAGACUACAGGCUCUCCUACCAGCCAGCGAAGCAUCCCCCGAUGCGGCUAAUAUUUCCGUCGCCGUUGCCGCUGCGGCCCGCCUAAACCCGUCGUUCCUCGAUCCUCAGCUCGUCAAUGGCGAUGCCACACCCACAUCUCCAUCUGUUGCGGAUAGCUCCGCGGCAAUAACCGAAAGUACGCCCGUCACGACUGUAGAUACCGCUGCCACACAGCCUUGGGGAGAAAUGACCUACUUGACAGCCGCCUCACCCCCCAUUCUCCCUGAGAAUCCUCCUCUGGCUCCUCUUCCCUUGAACCGUGGUGGUGUUCGGAUGGAUACAAGCGCGGGUGUGCUCAAUGGUCGAUCCCGACAUUUCAGAUCCAAGUUCACCCCUGCCAGGCGCCAAGAAGUUAAAGAGGUUCGCAAAUUGGGAGCCUGCAUUCGAUGCCGUAUUCUUCGCAAGAUCUGCAGCAAAGGCACGCCCUGCGACACGUGCCGCAAGGUUCUCUCGCCGCGUGUUUGGAUGACUGGAUGCGUUCGCUCAAGGCUACACGAGCAGCUGGACCUAUACUCUGCCGGAGUGCAAGUCGUCUUGUCCCAAAAUCGCAUCAACCUGCUUAAAGAGCAACUGAAGCUCGUAAACAAUGGUGCCGUUGUUGAAGUGUCCCAUUUCGCAGAAACCGACAAGAACAUAGUUCUAUCUGCCGCCGCUGCCAUACUUGAACCUCUCCAAGAACAAGGUGUCACUCCUGAAGGCCAAGAAGCAAUCCACCAAGUCAUCAUGAUUGACCAAGAUAAAGAUGACGUCCCCGGCAAAGUGGAAAGCUACAUGCGGGAUGUGCUCGACCUCUUUAUUGAACGCGAACCAUCUAGAUUCAUGUGCAUUACCCUCGAAACAGCCAAACAACAACUCGCCGAGAAAGACGACGAACUUCUCAAAAAGGCACUCGAACUAUGGGGCCUCGUCGAAAGCAUCGACCGAGAACGCCAAUGGAGUAUUAUUGAAAAGCCCAGCGCCGACUCUGAGCACGGCCGUCCAAUCAAAGAGGCAGAAAAUGAAAGCGACGCCGACAUCUACACCAUGAUGUGCAUGCAGCUCAAUGCCGCAGCGGAGCGAAAAGCAAACAGCACGUCCAAAGCGCUCCUCAACCUCAUGGACAGACAACUCGCCGACAGCAAGACCAAAGUUGGCUUCAACAUCUAUCUCACAUCCCUCAUCUUUCUCAACUGCGUCGAAAAAUCAACAUGGGCAUUCAAAGCAUGGGAACAGGACCACCUCCGUCCAGGCUGGCCACUCGAGCGCGACCCCAGCGUCUUCACCCAACAGGGCGGCAAUCUAGCAGGCCUGAUUAAAAUGCUGCUCGGUAUACGAAAGGCACUACCACAAACAUGUCGAGACACAGAUGGAAAACUAGCAACACAGGACCAAGAUCCCAUCAUUGUAAAGUACUUCCAAAGCUUGGACAUGGAAUAUGACACGAUUGAAGCCCGUCAGCGGGGCUCGCAAUUCUCCCCUGCGGACUCGCGAUCCCUAGAAUUAAUGUUUUGCUCGCACCUUCUUCUUCCGAAUGCGACUGGCUGA
Molecule: messenger RNA, 2142 nt
Organism: Pochonia chlamydosporia 170
Lineage: Eukaryota; Fungi; Ascomycota; Sordariomycetes; Hypocreales; Clavicipitaceae
Product: Zn(2)Cys(6) transcription factor protein
Exons: 3
Coding region: 1-2142 (713 amino acids)
Biological process (GO): regulation of DNA-templated transcription
Molecular function (GO): DNA-binding transcription factor activity, RNA polymerase II-specific; zinc ion binding
Source: RefSeq, a predicted model, not a curated record